AUGGCACAUAGGUCUUCUAGGAACAUAUCACUGUGCUUGCAGGUACCAGGUAGGUCAGAGACAGUCUGGAACAUAGGUCUCUUAGGAACAUAUCCCCGUGCUUGCAGCGACCAGGUACAGGUACCAGUCGCCAGUUCCUGGCCGGUCUUGGGGCAGAAUUUGCCACAGUUUGCCAAUGUGUCAGAAAUUGCGUGUGCAGGCUCCGAGUGUGGGGGUGCGCGUGCGGGACAGGGUGUCGGUGGACAAGUUGUGCAAAGUGCAGUAGCUGUCAACAUCCAGCCUGGGCAGAGAAGGCUCAGACCCGUCCUCCCUCUCCCUCCCCAGCCCAGCAGGCAGAGGACCCAAGGAACCAGACAGAUGGCGCUUGGCAGCCAGAGACCCUCGGGUCAGGAGUUGGUGACCUUCAAGGAUGUAAUGGUGGACUUCACUGAGGAGGAAUGGGGGCUUUUGGAUCCUUCUCAGAAGGAGCUGUACAAGGAAGUCAUGCUGGAGAAUGUCCAGAAUCUCCUGUCGCUGGGUAAGGACCAUUUUCUGUCUUUUCUUGAGUUUUAGUUGUCAGUCCAAAAAUAGCACUAGCAGGAAAGAAUGGCUGCAUAUUCUGGUGCAUCUCAGCCUUAGGUGCGAGGUCUUCUGAGUGUUCCAACUCUCCAUCCACUUUGUUCUUGCCUUGUACCUUUUUAAAAUUGAAUCAUUUACUUCCGUUUCAACAGGUGGAGCCAUAGAUGACUCAGAUGAUCAGUGUUCAUUGUGAGGAAAAACAUGAUUUUUGUUUGACUGAUUCUUGAUGUCUCAUUGAAUCAUUCACUUCCAUUUGUUCAGUUCCUUUAGUGAAUUUCUUCCUUCACUUAGCAUUUUUUAUCUCCUUUUGAAUUUGGCAAAUUGAUCUAUUAAAUGAUUGUUCUGUUCAUUGCAUUUUUUUUUCCAUUUCAACCAUUCUAUUUUUUUAGGUAGUUGUUCUCUUUUCCAUUUCACCAGUGCUAUUUUUCAAGGAGGUCUUUUUUCUUUUUCCAUCUUACCAAAUCUAUUUUUAAGAGGAGUUGUUUUCUUGAGACCAUUUCUGUUUAGCCAUUCCUCAAUUAAUGGGCAUCUAUUUAUUUUUCUAUUCUUUGCCACAAAAAAAGAGGUUCUACAAAUAUUUUUGCACAUAUGGGUUUUUUCCCUUAUUUAUGAUUUCUUUGGUAUUCAGACCCACUGGGGUUACUGCUGAAUCACAGGAUAUGCAGAAUUUUAUAUCCCGUUGGGCAUUAGCCAAAUUACUCUCCAGGGUGGGUGGAUUUGGUCACCAGCAGCAUAUUAUCUCCACCAGCAACAUAUUAGCAUCCCACUUUUUCCUCAUCCCUUCCGACAUUGGUCAUUAUCUUUUUCUGUGAUCUGAGAUUUUAUGAUAGGUGUAAGGUGGUAAUAUCCAUGAUCUCCUGAGAGUGCUACGGAAGUGUUCAGCCCAUCUCUCCAGGAUCCUGUUGGUAUCACUAAUCAAUGUGGUUCCAUCAGCACUGAGUAGUUCAGCUUCACCUGAUUAGGUCUUUGGUCCAUAAAUAGUUUUCAGGCAUUGUAAAAGCAGUCAGCAUCAACCUGAAUUUUAUGUGGCCUCUUAGCCCAGAAUUUUGAAUUUCUCUCAAGUUUUGUUUGCACUUAGCUGGUGGGGGACUUAAAUGCUGGCUUUUUCAAUGAUUGAAGUAACUUAUUUGCAGAUUCUGUAGAGUUCUGAGUUUUUGUUUGAUACCAUCUGAAUUUCUCCACCAUUUGCAUCAGACCAAUUUGGAUAUUUUCGAGUGUUCUGUCCCAGAUGAGUAACUGGGGUACGGUAUGAUAAAUCUCUGAAAGUUACCCAUUCCUUUUCAGCUCAGAUGUUGCAAACUAUUGUCUCCAUGUUAGAAACAAAUUUUUCUCCCUUGGAGAAUAACUUUAAUCUGUUGAUAUUGAAUCUGGCUGUUAUCUUGGCCUAUUGCUGCCCCUUUUGUUCAACUCAAGUACUCUGCUGUGCCCAUCUCCUCGGUCACUUUCACAUCCUGUAGGUCUCUUCUCCUUGUAGAGAAAGAAUCUAUUAAGUGCCAGAUUUUGCUACAAGAAUGUAUCCAUGAAAUUUUAUUCUAUUGAGGUUAGUCAGGAGAAGGGCAUGAGCUACCUAAAUCUUAAGUCAUCAUUACUUUUGCUUUUAAUUAUCUGUGUAUUCCUUUUUGUGCCUUUGUGUUUGAUUGUUCAUU
Messenger RNA from Antechinus flavipes (yellow-footed antechinus), 2204 nucleotides. Its product is annotated as zinc finger protein 333-like. The coding region runs from base 1 to 552 and encodes 183 amino acids. Lineage: Eukaryota; Metazoa; Chordata; Mammalia; Dasyuromorphia; Dasyuridae. The record is from RefSeq and is a predicted model, not a curated record. The transcript has 7 exons. Gene Ontology annotation, biological process: regulation of DNA-templated transcription.